AUGAAUAAGGAUCAAUUAAAAAUUUGUUUAGAAAACAUUGAUGAGUACGUGAGAGGCUAAAAGAGAUUAGAAAGAAAAAAUAAGAUAUUGGCUUAAUCUAAUAAAUUGAAAACUAUUCAAAACUAAAAAAAUUCAACUAAAAUUUAAGAAGAAAAUAUUACAACUAAAGUAAAAAAAUAAGUUAAAAAAAGUGAAAAAGAGAAUCAAAAAAAAAUAUAACCAGAAAAUUAACAUCAAGUACAGAAAGUUAUCAGACCAAAAUCAAAGAUUCAACAAUUUUUAGAAGAAGUGCAUGUUAAAAUUCUACCUUUCAAUAAUAUUUGUGAAUAAAUUGAAAGGUUUUUUUAGUUUAAGAACAAGGUAAUUGAAGAGAGUGCAUAUCAUUCAAAUUAACCCUGUAUUUAUGAACCUAUAUGUAAAACAAAAUCAGUGAAAGCAAUCAAAACUAGAGCUAGCAUUAGUCCAAUUAGCACUAAAUAAACUGUUUCUAUCAGAAAUAAACAAAACAAAAAAAAUCCACUAGACUUCUUCUCUUUUAAUAGCAAAUUUAAAAAAUUAACAUUGUAUUAAGAGGAUAUUUCAGACACUUGCGAAUUGGUGAAUGGAAUAAGAAUAUUAUAUCUAAAUAAGUAGUGA
Paramecium octaurelia is the source of this 636-nucleotide messenger RNA. The record is from the annotation of a GenBank genome assembly. Lineage: Eukaryota; Ciliophora; Oligohymenophorea; Peniculida; Parameciidae.